Molecule: messenger RNA, 1329 nt
Organism: Striga hermonthica
Lineage: Eukaryota; Viridiplantae; Streptophyta; Magnoliopsida; Lamiales; Orobanchaceae
Source: the annotation of a GenBank genome assembly
AUGGACCCUGAAGAAACACUAUGUGCAGAUAAUACAUGGAUGAAGAAGGACUCAUCCGGUGAUGAAUCCCUCAGAACACUUCUGAACAAUCCAUGUUUUGUAAACAACUCUCAGCAGCCGUUUUCAGAUUUGGCGCAUUCGAACAACUCGCCUCAAGAUUGGGAUCCGAAUGCAAUGCUCAACAACCUCUCUCUCCUAGAACAAAAAAUCCACCAGCUUCAAGAUUUGGUCCAUGUGAUCGUUAAGCGUAAGACCCAAAACGACGGUCGAGAUGAAAUCUUGAUCCAGCAACAGCAGCUCGUCACUGCUGACCUCACCUCGAUCAUCGUGCAACUAAUAUCGACGGCCGGGAGCCUCUUGCCGUCUGUGAAGCAAACCCCUCUCAGCCAGAUGGCCCGAUUCGGGCCCUCGAGCUCGAAUCAGCUCAACAAUGUUCUCACUCAGAACAAUGUGGAAGAGGGCCCGAGCUUAAAUGGCCCGGUUGAGGAGCAUGAUGAGAAAACCGACGAUGAGCAUGAAGAAGGCGAAAACUUACCACCCGGCUCGUACGAGAUAUUGCAGCUCGAGAAGGAGGAAAUUCUCGCGCCCCACACCCAUUUUUGCACGAUUUGCGGAAAAGGGUUCAAACGGGACGCCAAUCUACGCAUGCACAUGAGGGGUCACGGUGACGAGUACAAAACCCCGGCUGCACUGGCAAAGCCCCAUAAAGAAUCAAGCUCCGAGCAAGUUCUUGUGAAGAGGUAUUCUUGCCCGUUUGUGGGCUGCAAGCGGAACAAGGAUCACCGCAAGUUCCAGCCUUUGAAGACGAUUUUGUGCGUGAAAAAUCAUUACAAGAGGACUCAUUGCGACAAAACGUACACUUGCAGCAGGUGUAAUACGAAGAAAUUCUCCGUGAUUGCUGAUUUGAAAACGCACGAGAAGCACUGUGGUAGGGACAAGUGGCUUUGUUCGUGUGGGACCACUUUUUCGAGGAAAGACAAGCUUUUCGGCCAUAUCGCGCUGUUUCAAGGGCAUACGCCGGCUAUACCCGUCGAGGACUGUAAAGGGUUUCAAGGGCCGUCUAACAAAAUCGAGCAGGUUGAAUUCGGUUGUAAGGCGGAGGGUCCAAGUAAUGGCGCGUGUGGAGAUGUUGUGAUGGAUUUGGAAGGUUCCGGAGGAGAUUCGAUUGCUUAUUUUUCGCCUUUGGGUUUCGAGACGGAUAGCAUUGGGGGGUUUAGUGAUUUUCCGAGGCCUCCUUUUGAGGACUCGGAUAGCUCGUUCUCUUUUCUGCUCACGGGCUCGUGCAAUUACCCCCCGAAGGAUGGUGGGUGCUCGAACGGUAUGGAGUAG